Naegleria lovaniensis is the source of this 1386-nucleotide messenger RNA. RefSeq lists its product as uncharacterized. Bases 1 to 1386 code for a protein of 461 amino acids. NCBI's taxonomy places the organism in Eukaryota, Heterolobosea, Eutetramitea, Acrasida, Naegleriidae. The record is from RefSeq and is a predicted model, not a curated record. The transcript has a single exon.
AUGACACGACUUGUCUUGACAAUUUUCAUUCUCACCGUCGUUGUUGCCAUUUUCACCCCAACAACGACUGUAACGGCCGAUGAACGAGUAGUCGUCCAACAAAACCAAAACCUCGGACCCUCUCAAUACCUCUACUCCUCCCUUCCUUGUUCAUACGGAUUAUACAACAUCACAGUCAAUGGAUAUUCCUACUCCUCGCCAUACACCUACCUCUAUCUGUAUCGAACUACGUCCUAUUCAGGUGAUCCAAGAAGUAGUGGUACUCGCAUCACUUACUUUACUGAAGAUGAAAUUACAGAUACAAGUAAUAAUUAUUAUUAUGCUCUUUACAAUGCUGGAUCUACAAGUAUUACCAUCAAUAGCUUUACGGUUACUCAAACCUUGAAAACCAGAACUACAAUGACUUAUGAAAGUGGUACCAUUCCGGUUGGACAAGUCAAAUUAUUUCAAUGUACCAAUUGUCUAUAUUCUUCGGAUUAUUAUGUGAAAAUGCAAAUUAGAAAACAAUUGAGCUCGAAUUCUAAUUUCUAUGUAGAUGUUGCCUUUUCAACCAAAUACCCAUCCAAUCCGUCAUCAUUGUAUAGCUAUGAUUUUCAAUCACAAAAUUUAUAUGUCACUAGUAGUACAACUUACACCUCCACUCCAGAAAGAUAUGUUGGAUCUUCGACAAGUUCUUCACGUCCUCUUUAUGUUUAUGUGAAAUGUCGCGAUCUCAAUACCCAACCUUGUAGUUUCGAAUUGAGCGAAUCAAGUUCCUAUUCCAGUUCUUCCAAUAAUAAUUCUUCAAGUUCUUCCGGAUCUCUCACUUGGAUUAUUGGUCCCAUUGUUGGUGGUGUUGUCUUUAUUGUCAUUUUCGCCAUUACCAUUCCACUUUCCCUCUUGGCACGUCGAAGAAGACUCUACAUGUUGAGAAUGAGAGGUGGAACUGCUGCUACGGUUGUAGCCAUGGCUGCCAUGGAAGAACGAAAUUCGACCACCUAUGUUCCUCCUCCAUCCAGCACCAUGCCACCUUCUGUCACGACCACCUAUGUAUCUCCACAACCUUCCAUGACAACCUAUGUCCAACAACCACCCAUGCAACAACCCAUGAUUCAACCCGGUGUGGUAGUACCAUCAGGAACUGCUUCGAGUAGUUAUUAUCCACCUCAACAACCUGGAAUGUAUUAUCAACCACCACCACCACUACCACCAACCACAUCCAUGGUACAACCGAACCCUAUGGUUCAACCACCACUACCAUCAGGAGUGUAUUAUCAACCACCACCAUCGUAUGGAAAUGCAGAUGUACAAUAUACAAGCAAUGGAGGUGGAAUUUAUAUUCCUCCUCCUUCACAACCACAGUAUGAACCCAUGCCAGCAUUUAAUCCAAAUGCCGAUAAGGUGUAA